CUAAGACUCGGACGGCAUCUGGAGGACGACGACUUUGUGCCUGAACUGGCUCACAUACAUCCCAGAGAGCGACCUGACUGGGAAGAAACCAUCAGUGCCAUGGCAAGAAGCGCCGAGAUCCCCGAGCUGCGAACGGAGCCCCUCAUGCGCUCGUGCAGCAGCAGCACAGCAAGCAUGAAGGUCAAGAAUGUUAAGAAACUUUGCUUUACCAAGGGCCACUUUCCCAAACUGGCAGAAUGUGCUCAUUUUCACUAUGAAAACGUGGACUGUGUUGUCUUCCAGUUGUCUCUCGGCGAUGAACAGAGUGAAGUGACGCGGAACAGCCAUGAGUCCAAGGAGCUCGUAUACUUGGUUCAUAUUUACUGUCAGGGUCGAAGCUGGAUUGUAAAACGUAGCUAUGAGGAUUUCCGUGUCUUGGACAAGCACUUGCACCUGUGCAUAUAUGACCGCCGUUUCUCUCAGCUGCCGGAGCUGCCUAGACUCGACAGUUUGACAGAUCAACCAGAGUCUGUUUCCCAGAUGUUGUUGGGUUACCUCUCCCGGCUUUCGGCCAUUGCUGACAACAAGAUCAACUGUGGGCCUGCGCUCACGUGGAUGGAGGUUGACAAUAAGGGAAAUCAUCUUUUAGUACAUGAAGAGUCAUCCAUCAACGUGCCAGCAAUUGCAGCUGCUCAUGUCAUCAAGCGCUACAUUGCACAGGCUUCGGACGAGCUGUCCUUUGAGGUUGGUGACAUUGUGUCAGUGAUUGACAUGCCUCCCAAAGAAGACACCACCUGGUGGAGGGGAAAGCAUGGCUUUCAGGUUGGCUACUUUCCCAGUGAGUGCGUGGAGCUGAUAAAUGACAAAGUGCCACAGUCGAUGACCAACUCAGUGCCCAAGCCAGCGUCGCCGUGCUCUGGCCUGCCGCCUGCCUCAUGGAGUCUCUUCCCUCCCUAUUUGGAGAUGGAGAGUGUAAUACAGGACAGUGCAUGGGUGGCCGACCCGCUUAACCACUACAGCCUAAGUUCAGUGUCUAAGAAGCAUGGCAAGCUGAUUACCUUCUUGCGCUCCUUCAUGAAGUCCAGACCCACCAAGCAGAAGUUGAAACAGAGAGGCAUCCUCCGGGAGAGGGUGUUUGGCUGCGACCUAGGGGAGCAUCUUCUCAACUCUGGACAUGACGUUCCCCAGGUCCUCAAGAGCUGUACCGAGUUCAUCGAGAAGCACGGUGUGGUGGAUGGCAUCUACCGCCUCUCUGGAAUCGCUUCGAACAUUCAGAAAUUGCGGCACGAGUUUGACUCUGAGCAAAUUCCCGACCUGACCAAGGAUGUUUACAUCCAGGACAUCCACUGUGUUGGCUCGCUGUGCAAGCUCUACUUCAGAGAACUGCCCAACCCCUUGCUUACCUAUCAGCUCUAUGAAAAAUUUUCUGAGGCCGUAUCAGCAGCAACAGAUGAAGAACGACUUAUUAAAAUCCAUGACGUCAUCCAGCAACUUCCUCCUCCACAUUACAGAACUCUAGAGUUUCUCAUGAGACACCUGUCCCGCCUGGCGGCAUUCAGCUACAUCACCAACAUGCACAGUAAAAACCUGGCGAUUGUCUGGGCCCCCAACCUGCUGAGAUCAAAACAGAUUGAAUCGGCAUGCUUCAGUGGCACAGCAGCCUUCAUGGAAGUUAGAAUCCAGUCGGUUGUGGUUGAGUUCAUUCUCAACCAUGUGGAUGUGCUGUUCAGCACCAAACUUAGCUCAUUAAUUCGUGAGGGAGCAGGUCAUAACACAUUGUCACGGCCAAAGUCCCUGCUGGUUUCAUCACCAUCUACUAAACUUCUAAGUUUGGAGGAGGCUCAGGCUAGAACUCAGGCUCAGAUCAACUCUCCAGUUACUGAAGAUAGCAAGUACAUUGAGGUUGGCGAAGGUCCUGCAGCCCUGCAGGGCAAGUUCCACACCGUCAUAGAGUUUCCCACAGAGAGGAAGAGGCCUCCUGUUAAAUCGAAAAAAUCUCCUGUGGGUAGUUGGCGUUCUUUUUUCAACCUUGGCAAGUCUUCCUCCCUGUCCAAGCGAAAGCUGCAACGCAACCCGAGUGAGCCCAAUGAACUAAAGGCAAUGGCUCUCACUGGUGGCAGAGGAGAUACGGCUACGUUGAGAUCAGCUAAAAGUGAAGAGUCACUGAGUUCUCUACAUAACGUUGAAGGAGAAUCAAAAGUGUAUCGUCCAAGGCGGCCACGGUCAAGCAGCGAUGCCCUUUCGACUUCAUUCAAUGCAGAGUUGUUGGACGGUCGACAGCACUGCAACUCUUACGACAACCUAGGAGCCGCAGAGGACAGCGACGGAGACGAUGGGCCCAUCUGUGUACCCGCUCUGAUCUCGCCUCCACGCUCCGCUGGUGAAGAAGUGGACCUCAGCCCCCCAGACAUCGGCAUGGCCUCCUUGGACUUUGACCCCAUGUCUUUCCAGUGCAGCCUCCCUGACGCGGCUUAUGCGUUUCCCCUGGUGGAUCCGCAUGCAGGGGCUGAAGGUUCCACAUUGAAGAGGAGCCCUGGUACACUUUGGGGAAAGACUAACGGAUCAGACCUCAUCUCUUCCUCCUUCCUCGACAACUUGACAUCAUCCUUGUUGUCCACAGAGAAAGUAGAAAGUCAGAAACUCACCACUUCCUAUUCAUACUCUGAUAAACCCACACAAGCUGUGUCGCCCAUUCGGAAUCUAAAGACUGUAACUUCUGUCUCUUCAGAGCUUUUAUCUGUAGAGGUGCCUGACAGGAUUACCAGCGAAGAGGUGGGAGCUCCAGAAAUGUUAUCUCCUCCCAAAGCAGGAAAAGACUCUCCUAUUUCUGUAAAAGCUGAGCCAUCGCUAAUUGAAGCUUUUCAAAUGGAGCUGCACUCCAAACUGGCAACCCUUGACAGUGCUGACUGCGAAGAAUUAAACCGAGAGGACUCUUUUCAACAGGUGUCAAAUGGAACCCAGAACCUUAAAGGAGGAAAACAUGCAGAUCCAGACGCAAAAGAUAUGACCACACAUUCCCUCAGCACUCUCGCUACCGUUUCAGCGCCGCCGCCCCCUGCUCCAAAAGAGGCGGAACGUGUCUUAGCCCUGGUUCUUGCUGAGUCAGCAGAGCAAGUCUCCGUACAGCCCCAGCAAUGGUCUGCCGAGCACCUGACACCAGUGUCCCCUCUGCAGCCGCAUGCUCCCGACAUCCAGGUCUCACCGGGUCCGCUCUUCCAGACUUCCUAUGAGGGGGGAGACAAACAAGGAAGUUCUGUGUCACAAAAUAUCACCGUCUCUUUCGUCACCCCCGUCCCGUGCAUUCCUGCUUUGUCAAGUCUGUCAAAAGAACAGCAGGCGCUUGAGUUGACUAAAAUGAAAACUAGGCCAUCAGACAGUGCCAAGGCCAUAAAAACUCCAGAAAUUGACUCAAUUUCUUCUGGUACACUUGAUAAAAAGGUCUCUCAAAGUACAGUCAACCCAAAUUCUCCUAUCAGGAGUCCAGAAAGUCAGUCCUUUGUUGUACAUGACUUGGUUUCCACCAGCAUUACAGAUACCAAACCACUGGCAUUUGAAAGCAGUGCAGCCUUUCCCGGUAGCAGCAUCAAAGACGCAAGAGGCUCACGACAACAUCCUGUUGAGGUCAAGAACAAGGAAGGCGCAAAGCCCAUUUGUGUUCCAAAAUCCUCAUCAUCGGAGCAGCAGGCUCCAGCAGUCCCAAAAGCCAAAAAACCAGGGCUACCACAAUCCCAACAUCCAACGCAAACUCAACGCCAAUGCCAAGCCCAGAAACUGCGCCCGUCCCACACGCAAAUUCCACCCCAAACUCAGUCACUGUCAAAAACCAGUUCAAUAACUGCACUGACCUCCUCUGAGCAUGUUGAUACCUCUUACCCAGAGUUAGCUAAAAUCAACCCCAAUGGAUCCACACCCCCAGCCCCUCCAAUCCGCACUAUGGAGAGCAAACUAGCCACAGCUGCACUCAGUCAGAGUGAAGCUGCGUAUCAGAGCUUAGGUGAGAAAUCCGCAGCUGGCCAUCUAGAGGAUGUGAUUCCUCACCAUUCUCUUUCUCCUCAUAAACCUUCCACGCAUCUCCACUAUGUUAAAGGUGACGCAGUCCUAUUCGAGCCUUCGGGAGUUGCCUAUUACCACCAGAGGCCCGUUUCAAUGGGUCCGCAGACCAUGCCCCACCACUACAGACAAAACAGCGUCCCCUCACACCUCCCUUACGUGUCUAAGUCUGAACCGCAGAUACCUUACAGUGCCCGACUUGACAAUAAAUACAGCACUUUAGGCCCUAGGUCCUACCACCAUUCUAUCAAGGCAAGAGGAAACACCCGGAGUUUUUACGGGGCUCCGGGACAUCAGGGUUAUAGCCAUGACAGAACCCAGGGCUAUCCCACCAUUCGCAGAGUCCACUCGCUCCACGUUCCUACCACUAUCCGCACAGUACCUAUCCAAAGAACUGAAGUUCCUCCAGACGAUAUGUUCUAUUACCAUCGACCUCUGUAUCCGUGCAAACCCUACCAGCAGCCCCCGCAGCAGUCCUCGCAAGCCGACUAUCACGUCACUCAACUGCAGCCUUACUUUGAGAACGGCCGAGUCCAGUACCGCUACAGUCCGUACUCUGGUUCUAUGCCUCUAGAGGCUCCUUACUACGAUAUCGACCCUUACGGCACCAUCCGCGUACACCAUCUCCACUCGGCCAGUAGAGAUUCAGGUAGCGCGGUAUGCAGACCCAACGGAAAGGCUACAGGGUACCACUACCUCGCUCGCCAUGUUCUCCCACCCGGAAAGGAGCACAGUUUUGUGAGCAGGGACAUGCCGCCGAGUCAUUGCACCAAGGAAGUUCCUUCUUACCUCUCCUGGGACCCCGAGGAGUCGGAAUGUCUACGCAUGCAGUCUAUCCGUAGAGAGAGCAGGGCCAGGCAGAAGAUUAAAGGUCCAGUUCUCUCUCAGUAUGACAAUAUAGGCUCGUUUACACCAGUCGAUAUCCCUGGCUAUGACACUUUGCACUCGCGCAGUAAGUCUGAUCCAGGUAAAGCUUUGCCGGGUGCAACCGAGGGCAAAGACGGUCGCUAUCUACCCAGACACAUGGUCUCCGACCCUAACGUCUUAGUAUGUUUGGAGACGGACAAGCACUCCCAAGCUGGUCAAACAGGAGACAAAUUGGACGGGCUGGCGAAGCAAAGCAGCUCUAAGAAAUGCCAAUCAUCCCAUUCCAUUCCUGCGACUCUGAGCGGACUCUCCCAUCAGCAGGAGAGCAGCCAGCACGAGACUUCAAGUGAAAAGCUUGUCGAAAGCGGCGGCCGGUCCAAACACUGGCAGCCGCCCCACCCGAACAAGAGGAGUUUACAGACACGUUACGAGUGCCCUGACGCCGAAUACCGAGGUAAAGCUAAAACGACUGACACUCAUCACGGUCCAGAAGAUCAGCCGUCCGCUCUCAAGGAGCAGCUCGCCCACUGCAAACCCGAACGAUCGCACAGUAUGCGCGAGCAACAUCUCUAUAGCCACGUCAAGGAUGAACCGGACGGAGACUACUUGUAUCACAAACACGGCAGCAAACCCGCGCAAUCCCACUACGACAACUUGGACGAUUACCACCCAGUACCUCAACCCCAGGGCUCUGUUCCAAAACGCAGUGGCUGUAGUCCCUACCCGGUCCCGGGAUUUGCGCACAACAGAGCGUACUCCACAGCGUUAGGCCAGGGAGCCUUCCUCCAGACUGACCUGGGUAUCCAGAGGCCAGAAACGGAGAUAUGUACGGAAUAA
This is a messenger RNA of Nerophis lumbriciformis (worm pipefish), 5733 nucleotides long. The record is from RefSeq and is a predicted model, not a curated record. NCBI's taxonomy places the organism in Eukaryota, Metazoa, Chordata, Actinopteri, Syngnathiformes, Syngnathidae.